Molecule: messenger RNA, 1650 nt
Organism: Thyridium curvatum
Lineage: Eukaryota; Fungi; Ascomycota; Sordariomycetes; Thyridiales; Thyridiaceae
Exons: 3
Coding region: 1-1650 (549 amino acids)
Biological process (GO): ribosomal small subunit biogenesis; ribosomal large subunit biogenesis
Cellular component (GO): nucleolus
Molecular function (GO): DNA binding; RNA binding
Source: RefSeq, a predicted model, not a curated record
AUGGCGGAUACGUCUUUGCAGGACCGAAUCCGCGGGCAUGCCAUGGCUGUCGAUGGCCUCUUGUCAUUGAUACCGGCAAAGAUGUAUUACGGCGAGGAUACAAGUGAUCAAUGGAGUAAAAAGAAGCAGACCAAGGAGGAGAAGAAAGCAGCACAGCGCCGCAACCUCGAUCCUGAUAACGAGCGGAACAAGAGUGUCAAGGAGAUCAUGGAUGAGCGAGCGAGGAAGCGAAAGCUCGAGGAGUUGGAAGAACAAGGGGAUGAUGGCAAGCAGGGCAAGGCAGCACAAGGCACGGCCAAGAUCCCCACCGCCAACAAGGGCACGCCUCAGAAGACACCAAAGAAGGCCAAGGCCGACAGGAGCGAGUCGAACAAGAAGCAAAAGAUCUCUACACAGCCAGAGCAGUCAACGCCAGCCAUGCCUUCUAUCGAAGAGUCCCAGCAGACACCAAAGAAACAGGCUCAGGUCGGAAAGAAGGCGGAUAAAAAGAAGUCAAAAGCGAGCAAGGUGACUCGUGCUGCAGAGGACUUGCCAAAGCAGGACCCCGGCCUGACGCCGGAGACUGAUAUUCCAGACCAACCCGAGCCGAGCGUCGAGCAUGAUCCGGAGAUCGCGUCUGCCCCUUCUGAAGACGGCCGUGACGGCCAUAUUCCAGCGCGUGACGACGUGAUGCCAGGCUUCGACUUCUCCGGUCUGGCACCAGAAGAAGACGUCCCUGGCGACUCGUCAUCACAAGCAUCGGCCCCGCAAUCUCCGACCUUUGAUAUUUCUUUACCUGCCAAGAACGAUUCACUGGAGCCUGCGAGCGCGACGACGUCCAUUUCUUCGACAGUACCACCGUCCGAGAAGCCAAAACACAUCAAGCUCCCGAGCGACACCUCGGCCCUGCGAGUUCGUCUCGCAGCCAGGAUUGAGGCUCUCCGGGCAGCACGCAAAGCUGACGGAGCCGACGGAAGUCCUAUCCGCACCCGACAGGAACUGAUCGAGUCUAGGCGUGUGAAGCAAGCUCAACGCAAGGCGCACAAGAAGGAACUGAGGCAAAAGGCCAAGGAGGAAGAGGAGCGGAAACGCGAGGAGGCCCUUGCCAGUGCCCGGACGUCGCCCGGGAGCAUCAUGAGCCCGCUGAUCGGCAUGGGCACGGAGGACGACGGCUCAGCCAACCACUUGGCGUUUGGCCGCAUCGCUUUUGGUGAUGGCGCGCAGAUGUCGCACGACCUCAGCUACGUCAAGGACGCAAAGUCCAAGAAGGGUGCCGCGGACCCCAAGACCGCCUUGGCCAAGCUCGAAGCGCAGAAGAAGCGUAUCUCGGCUCUGGACGCUGACAAGCGCAAGGAGGUCCUCGAGAAGGAGACGUGGCUGGCGGCGCGGCGGAGGGCCGAGGGCGAGAAAAUCCGCGACGACGAGGCUCUGCUCAAGAAGGCCGUCAAGCGCAAGGAGAAGGCCAAGAAGAGAAGCGAGCGCGAGUGGAAGGAGCGCGCCAAGGGGGUGGAGGACGCCAUCAAGGGCCGCCAGAAGAAGCGCGAGGAGAACCUGCGCAAGCGGAGGGACGACAAGCUGAUGGGCAAGGGCAAGAAGAAGGGAGGCGCCGGCGGUAGCAAGAAAGGCAGGGCUGGGUUCGAGGGCACAUUUGGCGGCGGCAAGAGAAAGUAG